AUGCCCUCACCACGCCCGAUAGCAUAUUUACCUCCCGAGCUGCUGCUAGUGGUAGCAGAAUACCUCCCACUGCGUGCCCUCUCUGCGAUGUCCCGGACAUGCCGCUACUACAACUCCGUUUGUGAUACUAUACUCACGGACUAUCUCUUCGAAUACAAAGAUAGCAUCGUCCACUGCGCAGCAAUCUCUAACCGCCCGCACAUCAUUUACCACUGCCUGAAGAAGGGCGUCAAUCUCGAUCAUUCUGAAGUUGGUGCGGACCUAUUCAGUGCUGUCGCGAAUUGGGGGUCCUCUGAGGUUUUGGGGCUUUUGCUGGACGUGGGGGCCGAUCCGAAUUGCGUCGAUUCUCGCGGCAAAACACCUCUAUAUUAUGCAGUGGCAUAUGGGCGGUUGGAGAUGGCGUCGAUGUUGGUGGAGAAGGGGGCAUAG
Morchella sextelata is the source of this 429-nucleotide messenger RNA. RefSeq lists its product as uncharacterized. Gene Ontology annotation, molecular function: protein binding. Gene Ontology annotation, cellular component: cytoplasm; nucleus. The coding region runs from base 1 to 429 and encodes 142 amino acids. The transcript has a single exon. NCBI's taxonomy places the organism in Eukaryota, Fungi, Ascomycota, Pezizomycetes, Pezizales, Morchellaceae. The record is from RefSeq and is a predicted model, not a curated record.